AUGCCCACCCAUCCAAGGGAGAGACGAGAGUGGAACCGUCCGCCCACCCAGCACAACUUCGUGGCGGGCGGCCGCAAUGCGGCCGGCCCGGCGACUCCUCGGUACCUUAAGGUAAGCCUCUUCACACACGUCCCUCUGCGAGCAGGCGGCCGCGAGUGGCUGGUCGGCGACGGCUUCUCGGUCGCCGACGCGGCCGUCGCCUCGUACCUCAACUACGUGCCGAUCUUCCACCGCGGCGCCGACCUCAGCAAGACGCCAAACACCGUGCAGUACAUGCUGCGCUGCGCGGAGAGGCCCGCCUUUGGAGAGGCGUUUGGAGCGCAGCACCAGGCGCUCGUGGUCGCCAAAUGCAACGAGUGGCUGAGUGCCGGCGGCGGCGCCGGAGCCUCCGGCGGCGGCCUUUUGGGCGCGCUCGGCCUCAAGUGA
Emiliania huxleyi CCMP1516 is the source of this 426-nucleotide messenger RNA. RefSeq names its product glutathione s-transferase. The transcript has a single exon. The record is from RefSeq and is a predicted model, not a curated record. The coding region runs from base 1 to 426 and encodes 141 amino acids. Lineage: Eukaryota; Haptophyta; Isochrysidales; Noelaerhabdaceae.